Messenger RNA from Pantherophis guttatus, 2434 nucleotides. RefSeq names its product protein phosphatase 1 regulatory inhibitor subunit 14C (gene PPP1R14C). NCBI's taxonomy places the organism in Eukaryota, Metazoa, Chordata, Lepidosauria, Squamata, Colubridae. Gene Ontology annotation, biological process: regulation of phosphorylation. Gene Ontology annotation, molecular function: protein serine/threonine phosphatase inhibitor activity. The record is from RefSeq and is a predicted model, not a curated record. Gene Ontology annotation, cellular component: cytoplasm.
AAAGUCAGGAGCGGCCCUGAAGGACCGACAAGGAGCAAAUGUGUGGCGUAGCGAGGCGCUGGCCGUGUCUUUAAGGCGUUGUCCCCGCCCCGUUUUCAGACUGCUGGACAGCCCGCCUUCCUCCUGCCGAACCGGCAGCGGAGGAGCGAGCAGUGCCGUGAGAGGCUACGAGCUGCAGGUGUAGGCAGGCGAGCGCUCCCUCACGGCGGCGGUGGCGGUGGCGGCGGCGUGGCCGGAGGAGGUCAUCUUCGUCGGCAGCCAUACCGCUAGCUCCGGCGGCGCUCCCCGAAGCACCGAUCGCCCGCCCGGAGGAAGGGAUCUGCUGCCCACGAGGCUGAGCUGGAACAUGUCGGUGGUUACCGGAGGGAGCGAACCGGGCCCCGCCGCCACCGCCGCCGCCGCCACCACCGGGGGAGGCGCCGGCGGAGGGACCCGCGUUUUCUUUCAGAGCCCUCGCGGAAGCGCCUCCCGGGAAGAUUCGGUCGCCCCCGCCGUGGUCCAAGUCCAGCAGCAGCAGCGGCGCCACCAGCAGGGCAAAGUGACGGUCAAGUACGAUCGGAAAGAGCUGCGUAAAAGGCUAGUGCUGGAAGAGUGGAUCGUGGAGCAGCUCGGGCAGCUGUACGGCUGCGAGGAAGAAGAGAUGCCAGAUGUAGAAAUUGAUAUUGAUGAUCUUCUGGAUGCUGCUAAUGAAGAGGAGAGAGCCCUCAAAUUACAAGAAGCGCUUGUAGAUUGCUACAAACCUACAGAGGAUUUUAUCAAAGAACUUCUAACUCGGAUAAGAGGGAUGAGGAAACUGAGCCCUCCUCAAAAGAAGAGUAUAUAAGUGAACAUGGAGCCCUCUUGAGAGAAGUGAUCAAUAAACUGGAACUAUUAAACAAGACACCUGCUAGUUUGGUCGUUAUGAGCAAUUUUCUCUUUUUUGGUUGAAUUCUGACAUUUUAAAGAAUCCAACCCCUUCUGUUUAAGGCAGUUUUUUCAAGUGUGAUUUUAUUUUAUCACAAAUAGCAACGUUACGGAUGCUGCUUUUACUACCUGCGGAUGAUCAAGAUAGAUGGGAAAACAUCCACUUUAGAGGGACUUUCCUAGGCAGUAAUUCUGCCUGAUGUAAAACUACUAGGGAAACGCUGUUCCUUUACAACCAGUUUGAUCAUUAAGUUGUACACCAGACUCAUGGAUGUUAAGGUUCUUGUGCUUGUGUACAUAAAUUAUCAAGUGAGUGUUACUAUUGAUUCACAUCGGUGGAAACGAAAUGUGCUCUAAGUAACAAUAUAAACCGAAGUUAUAACCAAUGUGGUGUUGCGGGCAAGGGGGUGGGGGAAGGGGAGGGAUGCAGUUUGUUCAGUGGGGAUGCUGCCACUGUUAAAGCAUUGCAACAAAUGCCUCAAUUCACAAAGCAACACAUAAGCAAACUGGGGUCCAAGGGCUUGAUUUUUUUAAGGUACUAUAACCAACUUUGAAGCUCAGCCAGAUAUAAUCUCUCUUCAUUUUAUGAUCUGUUAGGAUUGAUCAACCUACUGCUAAAGAGUCUGGUAAGAUAGCAAGAAAAAGGUCAAUACCAUUAUGGAAAGGUCCUGGAGAGAGACUAUCUCCAUAGAUAUCUUGGUGAGAGGGGAAAUGGAAAUCAAGCCAGUGGUGGGAUUCAGCCGGUUCCCUCCGGAUCGCGCGAACCGGUAGUGGUGACCGCGGGAGGCUCCGCCCACCCACCCGGACAUAAUGUGCGACUACUGCACAUGCGCAGAAGGCUGUGCGCAUGCACAGAGGUGGCGCGUGCGCUCACAUUUGCGAACCGGUAGGGAAGGAAAGUGAAUCCCACCUCUGAAGUCAACCCACCCCUUCUUAUAAUAAGAAUAUCCAGCUAUCGCUUCCUAUUUUGACAUCCAAUUUGGUAGGUUGGCUGGCUGGUUGUUGGCUAAGUGAUCUAGGUUGUAGAGGUGAAAGCUUGUUCCCCAAACUCUUCAGGAAAACAUUCUUUGUUCUAAUGCAGUGUUUCUCAACUUUAGCGACCGAAUGCCCUGUUUCCCCCAAAAUAAGACAUCCCCUGAUAAUAAGCCCAAUCGGGCUUUUGAGCGCAUGGCAAUAAGGCCAAGCGCUUAUUUCAGGGUUUAAAAAAAUAUAAGACAGGGUCUUAUUUUCGGGGAAACACGGUAGCAUGCUGGCUGAGGAAUUCUGGGAGUUGGAGUCCACACAUUUUAAAGUUGCCAAGGUUGAGAAACACUGCUGUAAUAUUUCACAAGCUACCAUCUGCUGGUAGAUGCUAGUCUGGCAUUUUAUAUCAAGGGUGCUCUGAACAUAAUUUUAUUUUUUAAAAAAGAAGAAAUACAUGUUUGUGGACUUUAUGUAUACCGGCAAGCUUUUUUAAAUGUAUUUAAUUUUGUAAUGUUUUAUUAAUGACUUUAUUUACCAGAUAUUUACUCAAAUAAAUGCAACAAAUUGA